GUAGGGGACUUUCCACCAACUAAUGUUCAAAGGGGAAUCAUAUUUUUGUACCCUCUGCCCUUUCCUUUUCUCUUUCAAUGCAAUUCCAGGUUCAAUUAUGCAUUUUUAUCAUCUUCUCAUCAACUCCCUUUAAAAGCCUCACUUCUUCACCCCCAAAGCUCAUCCCCUCCUCCUUUUCCUAUUUAAACAAUAAACUUCUAUUUAUUUAUUCUUGUUUUUUAAUGCUUGUUCUUACCCUAAAAGAAUGGCAUUAGAAGCUGUAAUUUUUCAGCAAGAUUUGCUUGGUUACAACAGCAAUUGGAGCCAUGAUUUUGGCCUGGGAAAACCAGAAUCCAAAGAUUCUUUUGGAUGUUUUCCUGACAACCAAACACCAGAGAUUAAUCAUUUUGUUCAUGGAGAUUACUGGGUUUCUACAACACCAACUUCAUCAAUGGCUGCACCAGUACCCUAUCAUCAUCAACUGCAACAUCAUUGCCCAAAUUCAUCCUCGGAUGCUGCUAAUGUUAAUGGAUUAUCAUCCUCAGGUGACCCUUUCGAUGCUUCAACAACACCUCGUCCCAAAAGACGUCGAUUCAAAGCUCGAAAAAACAAACAAGAGAUUGAGAAUCAAAGGAUGACUCACAUUGCUGUGGAGCGCAAUAGAAGAAAGCAAAUGAAUGAUUAUCUUUCUGUUCUUCGAUCUUUAAUGCCUGAAUCUUAUGUUCAAAGGGGUGAUCAAGCAUCAAUUAUAGGAGGAGCUAUCAAUUUUGUGAAGGAGCUUGAGCACCGUCUUCAAUGCCUAAGUGCCGAAAAAGAGGUAAAAGAAAGGUCGAACCUUACUAACGGUGGUCGCCGCAGCUGCUCGUCGGUUUUCGAUGAAUUCUUCACAUUUCCACAGUACUCAGCUAGUUCAAAACAGGGUGAUCGUAAAGAUUCGAUCUCCAUGAAUGAUCAAUCAACGGUUGAAACUCAAUCUGCCAUAGCUGACAUCGAAGUUACCAUGGUGGAAAGACAUGUAAACCUACGAAUAAGAUCGAAAAAGCGACCGGCGCAGCUCUUGAAGGUUGUUUCCGGGUUGAAUUGUAUGCGUCUGAGCAUCCUCCAUCUCAAUGUCACAACUCUUGAUCAAACCGUCCUUUAUUCUCUCAGUGUCAAGGUUCAAAAUGCAGGUAGAAGAAGAUUGUAAGCUGACUUCAGCGGAUGACAUAGCAACAGCAGUGAACCAGUUAUUAGGUAGCAUUGAAGAUGCUUUGUUAACUAGGAAUUUUCCAUGACACCCAGUUUUCUUUUUUCUUUAAAUUUCACCUCACUGUAUUUUCCUUUCUCUUUACUUUUUCACAUUCUUAUAUGAAGGUCCUUUUCUCA
Gossypium raimondii (Peruvian cotton) is the source of this 1344-nucleotide messenger RNA. RefSeq names its product transcription factor bHLH94. The transcript is spliced from 3 exons. Lineage: Eukaryota; Viridiplantae; Streptophyta; Magnoliopsida; Malvales; Malvaceae. Gene Ontology annotation, biological process: regulation of transcription by RNA polymerase II. Gene Ontology annotation, molecular function: RNA polymerase II cis-regulatory region sequence-specific DNA binding; DNA-binding transcription factor activity, RNA polymerase II-specific; protein dimerization activity. Bases 245 to 1165 code for a protein of 306 amino acids. The record is from RefSeq and is a predicted model, not a curated record.